AAGGAGAGAUACAGACCUUUACCGCCUACUUCAUAUCAGACUGUAAAGGAAAUGAUCCGAGAAAUGAAGGACUCUAAUGUAAUCCGGGACAGCCGUAGUCCGUGGGCUGCACCCCUGGUCCUUGUAAAGAAGAAGGACGGUGGUAUCCGUUUCUGUGUGGAUUAUAGGAAAAUUAAUCAAAUAACCCACAAAGAUGCAUACCCACUGCCCCGCAUUGAGGAGUCACUAACUGCUCUGGGCUCCUCUGCCUAUUUCUCCACAUUGGACUUGACCAGUGGCUACUGGCAAGUACCCAUGGCCCCUGCAGAUAGGGAAAAGACUGCCUUCACUACUCCCAUGGGCCUGUUCGAAUUCAAUUGUAUGCCGUUCGGGCUAUGUAAUGCCCCAGGAACUUUCCAGAGACUAAUGGAGCGGUGUUUGGGUCACAAAAACUUCGAAACAGUGCUGUUGUAUCUUGAUGACGUCAUUGUGUACUCAAAAACAUAUGAGGACCAUCUGAAACAUUUGGCAGAAGUAUUUAAAAUCCUUAUCAAAUAUGGCUUGAAGGUAAAGCCAUCCAAGUGUCACCUGCUCAAACCUGCAGUAAGAUACCUGGGGCAUGUAGUAAGCGGAGAGGGAGUGCAACCUGACCCUGAUAAAUUAGCAGCUGUCCGUAAUUGGCCGGUUCCUACUACCGUCAAAGAAGUGAGGAGUUUCCUUGGUUUUGCCGGCUACUAUAGACGUUUUAUCCCCCAUUUUGCUCAAAUAGCUGAUCCUAUCCAGGAACUUCUGAGGGGACAACCCAAGAAAAGUCCUAGAACUCCUGUGCCCAUUGAAUGGAAUGAGGAAAGAGAGAUAGCGUUCCAAUUGCUAAAAAAGAAACUGACCGAGCCUCCAGUGUUAGGUUAUCCAGAUUAUAGCAAGCCCUUCCAUCUCUAUACUGAUGCUAGCAAGCGAGGCCUGAGAGCUGUGUUAGCCCAGAUCCAAGAGGGAAAAGAGAGAGUGAUAGCAUAUGCAAGCCGCUCCCUGAAAGGAGCUGAGAAAAAUGACCAGAAUUAUAGCUCCUUCAAACUAGAGUUCCUGGCAUUAGUGUGGGCGGUGACAGAAAAAUUCAAAGAUUAUCUAGCCGCCACCCCGUUCAUUGCAUUCACUGACAAUAACACUCUGGCACAUCUAAAUACAGCUAGAUUGGGGGCCUUGGAGCAGAGAUGGGCCUCUCGCCUUGCCAACUAUAAUUUCUCUGUAAAGUAUCGUGCUGGACGUACUAAUGAUAAUGCUGAUGCUUUAUUUGGGGUCCAAAAGACUGAGGCUACUAUCCGCCAGCGGUUUUACUGGGUAGGCAUGAGAGAAGACAUGGAGAAGUGGUGUCGAGAGUGUGUAGCCUGUGCCCUGAAACGAAGUGAGCACCAUGAUCAGAGGGCACCACUAAGACCCAUUGUAAGUACCCGUCCUCUUGAACUUGUCGCCAUCGACCAUGUAAAACUGGAGCCUAGUCGCUCAGGGUAUGCUUAUGCCAUGACUAUUAUUGACCAUUUCACAAAGUUUGUUGUAGCAGUGCCUGUGAGAGACCAGACAGCCAAGACUACAGCCGAAAUGUUCUGGAAGCACUUCCUCCUGCCCUAUGGAUGUCCAGAAAAGAUCCUCACCGAUCAAGGACCUGCUUUUGAGUCCCAUCUGUUCCAUGAACUGUGCCGCUUACACAACUGUAAGAAGAUCCGGACAACGGCCUACCAUCCUCAAGGUAACGGAUUAUGUGAAAAAAUGAAUCAGACCUUGAUAGAGAUGCUGAGGGCCGUGCCUCCUGAGAGCAGAGGAGAUUGGCCCAGUCUGUUGCCACAGCUCAUGUUCACAUACAAUCAUACCAUACAUUGUUCCACCGGGUAUACCCCUUUUUACUUGAUGUUUGGGAAAGAGGCUGAGAGCAUUAAGAAAAUUCUUGCCACUCUGAAGGUGCAGAUUCAAGGUCUGCUGUCUGCUGAUGAUUUUGUGUCUCAUAAAGAAAAGAUCACUCAACAUGUCCAACGGCACAGAAUUGAGGGGCAUGUAGUAAGCGGAGAGGGAGUGCAACCUGACCCUGAUAAAUUAGCAGCUGUCCGUAAUUGGCCGGUUCCUACUACCGUCAAAGAGGUGAGGAGUUUCCUUGGUUUUGCCGGCUACGAUAGACGUUUUAUCCCCCAUUUUGCUCAAAUAGCUGAUCCUAUCCAGGAACUCUUGAGGGGGCAACCCAAGAAAAGUCCUAGAACUCCUGUGCCCAUUGAGUGGAAUGAGGAAAGAGAGAUAGCGUUCCAAUUGCUAAAAAAGAAACUGACCGAGCCUCCAGUGUUAGGUUAUCCAGAUUAUAGCAAGCCCUUCCAUCUCUAUACUGAUGCUAGCAAGCGAGGCCUGGGAGCUGUGUUAGCCCAGAUCCAAGAGGGAAAAGAGAGAGUGAUAGCAUAUGCAAGCCGCUCCCUGAAAGGAGCUGAGAAAAAUGACCAGAAUUAUAGUUCCUUCAAAUUAGAGUUCCUGGCAUUAGUGUGGGCGGUGACAGAAAAAUUCAAGGAUUAUCUAGCCGCCACCCCGUUCAUUGCAUUCACUGACAAUAACCCUCUGGCACACCUAAAUACAGCU
Molecule: messenger RNA, 2586 nt
Organism: Bufo bufo (common toad)
Lineage: Eukaryota; Metazoa; Chordata; Amphibia; Anura; Bufonidae
Exons: 4
Biological process (GO): DNA integration
Molecular function (GO): nucleic acid binding
Source: RefSeq, a predicted model, not a curated record